This is a messenger RNA of Caenorhabditis briggsae, 501 nucleotides long. The coding region runs from base 1 to 501 and encodes 166 amino acids. The record is from RefSeq and is a predicted model, not a curated record. Lineage: Eukaryota; Metazoa; Nematoda; Chromadorea; Rhabditida; Rhabditidae. The transcript has 3 exons.
AUGAGUUCCGAUGAGAACCCGUUUUCACCGGAAUUCAAAGUUCCUAAUAAUCCCGUCGAUAUGUCUCUAUCGGAACAAGAACGUGCUCAAGUCACAGCAUUCUACAAGAAACGACAGGAGAUGAUAGCAAAUAAUCGGAUCUUGUUGGAUUGUCCAAAAUGUCUCAUCUUUUUCUCGGAUGUGCUUCUCUAUCGUAUGCACAUGGUCAUGCAUGGAUCUUCCCUCCCUCUUCCUUUCACCGCUACAUCUGCCUAUUUCUCACCAUUGCAACCUCUUUCCACAUGGCAGUGUUCCUUGUGCAGAAGACAGUGCACUGAUCGGAUCGAUUUUCAGUGUCAUACAAUUCAAUACGAGCAUUCUAUGAUUCCUCAAGGCUUUGGGAUAUCGAAUAACCUUCCCUUUCACAACGGAUUUCCCGAUUUGUCAUCAUUGAUUCCACCAUCUGAAAUGAUAAAAGAAUUGGCGAACAUCCUGAAGAAUGGUGCUGGGAGAAAAUCAUGA